Messenger RNA from Vollenhovia emeryi, 1985 nucleotides. It is a transcript of the gene Pdk, whose product is annotated as pyruvate dehydrogenase (acetyl-transferring) kinase, mitochondrial. The transcript is spliced from 8 exons. Gene Ontology annotation, cellular component: mitochondrion. Gene Ontology annotation, biological process: protein phosphorylation; regulation of glucose metabolic process. Gene Ontology annotation, molecular function: pyruvate dehydrogenase (acetyl-transferring) kinase activity. NCBI's taxonomy places the organism in Eukaryota, Metazoa, Arthropoda, Insecta, Hymenoptera, Formicidae. The record is from RefSeq and is a predicted model, not a curated record. Bases 333 to 1586 code for a protein of 417 amino acids.
ACCGCGCUCCGCGGUGCUCUCAGCACACGUCGCGGUGAAUUUCUCACGGUCGUGCCUGACGUCGGCGGUCGCUGUCUCGCGCGCGUCCACUCGGCAUCGCGUCGGGGAGAUAGAGAAACGCGCGCGACGCUCCUCUCGUCCGGUUCCUUCGCGGGCGCGAGCAAGAAGCGGUCAGUUCGGCGGGCUGAAGUUGCCUUCUCUCCUCACCCUCCUCCUCCCCGCCUCCCUCCCUCUCUCUCUCUCUCUCUCUCUCUCGCCAGACACACGCGCGGCGAACCGAGCGGACCGAUCGCGCCGGGUUUUAAUGUGUAACGUCAACGAGCCGCCGCAGGAUGAAGCUCACACGGAACUGCCUCAACAACAUCGGCAAGAUGUUGGACUUCUACUCGCAAUUCAACCCCUCGCCGCUCUCGAUAAAACAGUUCAUCGAUUUCGGUCUAAGCGCCUGUGAGAGGAAGUCCUUCAUAUUCUUGAGGAAAGAACUGCCAGUACGGCUCGCCAACAUUAUGAAGGAGAUCCACUUACUGCCGGAAAACUUACUGAAGAUGCCUAGUGUGGGUAUUGUGAAUAAUUUGUACGCCACAUCCUUCGAGGAAAUAAUACACUUCGAAAAAGUCGAUGUCAACGAGACUACUUUAGACAGAUUCUGCCAAGCCCUAAUAAAGAUACGGAACAGGCAUACCGACGUCGUCCAGACAAUGGCACAGGGCGUUCUGGAACUGAAGGAGUCCCACGAUGUGGACAAUCAGACUGAGAACAGCAUUCAGUAUUUCCUGGACAGAUUCUUCAUGUCCCGCAUUUCCAUUCGUAUGCUGAUCAACCAACACACGCUCCUUUUUGGUGGGCAAUUGAACGGGCACAGUAGACACGUAGGAUGUAUAGAUCCGUCCUGUGACGUGAUCGGCGUCAUUAAAGACGCUUAUGAGAACGCACGGUUUUUGUGCGAUCAAUAUUAUCUGGCUAGUCCGGAAUUGAGAGUCAAACAGCAUAACGAACUCGAUGGUAGUAGUGAGAUUAGGAUUAUUUAUGUGCCGAGCCAUUUGUACCACAUGCUAUUCGAGCUGUUCAAAAACGGCAUGAGAGCCGUGAUGGAACACCACGGAACCGACUCGGACAAUUAUCCGCCGCUUGAGGUUUUGCUAGUGCGCGGUAAAGAGGAUAUUUGCUUGAAGAUAUCUGAUAGAGGUGGCGGCAUUCCUCGUUCACAAACGGACCAUUUAUUUAAGUACAUGUACAGCACCGCUCCACAGCCGAGCAAAUCAGAUGCUCAUACGGUACCGCUUGCAGGAUACGGCUACGGUCUGCCAUUGUCUCGAUUGUACGCCAGGUAUCUGCACGGCGACAUCGUACUGCUCAGCUGUGAGGGUUACGGAACAGACGCGAUUAUUUAUCUAAAGGCAUUGUCUACCGAGGCAAACGAGCUAUUGCCGAUAUUUAACAAGACCUCGUCAAAGUUUUAUCGCACACCGGUACCCACCGCCGAUUGGAGCAGCCAGUGUGGUGGCGGGAUGGCUACGAGGCAACUUACUAUGAGUCACGCUCAAGGCCACAGACUGCCUCACGGGAUGGAGAUCACUAAUUUAUAGCAGAACGCGAUCGAUGCGGAUCAGAAAACGAUUGGUUCUUCCUCUUUCAGGAAACUCGGAAAAAUUUUCUGUCCGCGUAUUGCCAAGGAUGCUUUGAUAGGAAAGUUAGAUCUGUAUUCGAAGCCGGGACAAAUAUUGAAGGAAUAUUCUCUAUAAACAUGAGAAGCGACUAGUUAUUAGACGGGUAAAAACACUACACAUAUUGGCCAAAGAUAAUAUUGAUAAUCUCUUCCUUGUGCCGUGAUUACAUUACAUAUCAAAUCAAUUCUACAGAUUUGAUAAUUAAGGAUUUUGUUUCGCGUCAACAUAUUUUUGGCACAAGCGUAGAACAUCAAAUUAUCUGCUACAUGUUCAGCGAAGAAAUUGUCACAGGGUUUACGAUCGAUAUUUAAAAAAAAA